Messenger RNA from Cladophialophora immunda, 901 nucleotides. RefSeq lists its product as uncharacterized. The coding region runs from base 1 to 852 and encodes 283 amino acids. Lineage: Eukaryota; Fungi; Ascomycota; Eurotiomycetes; Chaetothyriales; Herpotrichiellaceae. The transcript has 5 exons. Gene Ontology annotation, biological process: fatty acid beta-oxidation. The record is from RefSeq and is a predicted model, not a curated record. Gene Ontology annotation, cellular component: peroxisomal matrix.
AUGUCUGCGUCCGACUACAAGUAUACGGACGCCCUUGUGGAGGUCAAGGGCCGCAUCGGCAUAAUCAAAUUGGCGGUCAAGCUGAACAGGCCAAAAGCUCUCAAUGCUUUUAGCACCACGAUGAUGCUGGAUGUGAUCACGGCUCUGAGAGAGCUCAACGAACACCCUGCGACCGUCUUCACGGUGCUCACCGGCGAGGGCCGAUUUUUCUCCUCCGGGGUCGACGUCAAAGCGGUUGCCUCAAGGCCUCCGGUCAAGUCUUCCAGCCUUGCCGAGAGGAAGAUUGCCUCCAUGACAGGCCUCGUCCCGGCGUUGGAAAUGCUUCGCUCUUUGAUCGAUCACCAGAAGGUCCUUGUGCUGGCCCUCAACGGUCCGGCUGUGGGUGGGGGUGCCGCAUGGUUCGAAGGAGCCGCCGAUUUGUUCCUUGCCGCCGAAGGCAGCUGGUUGCAAGUCCCGUUCAACUCACUGGGACUCGUCCCGGAAAACGGGUCGACCACUCUCUUCAGUCACCACAUUGGCGUCCGUCGAGCCAAUGAAUUCCUCAUGUUCGGUCGGCGGGCCACGGUCGAAGAGCUUGAAACCUGGGGGCUGGUCAACCGGGUGUUCCCAAAAGAAAACUUCCACGGCUCUGUCCUCGCGUACCUGGAGAAGCAAUUGGAGGAAAACGAUGGAAAGAGCAUGAUGGAGACCAAAAGACUGCAGAAUUUGCCGCUGCGGAGGGAAAGAAUGCUGGCUGUCUAUGACUCGGUUGAUGCUUUGGCGGAGAAAACCCUGGAUGGCGCAUCGGUGAAGAGAUUCGAGCAGAAGAAUGCUCAACUGAGUUCCCGGUCAAAAGGUCAGGCAAAACUAUGAUCUUCGAACCAAGCGCUUGUAGAGAAGACGCCCUGUCUGAUGAUGAAAC